This is a messenger RNA of Calliphora vicina (urban bluebottle blowfly), 1133 nucleotides long. It is a transcript of the gene obst-B, whose product is annotated as obstructor-B. Gene Ontology annotation, cellular component: extracellular region. The record is from RefSeq and is a predicted model, not a curated record. Gene Ontology annotation, molecular function: chitin binding. The transcript has 5 exons. NCBI's taxonomy places the organism in Eukaryota, Metazoa, Arthropoda, Insecta, Diptera, Calliphoridae. The coding region runs from base 32 to 925 and encodes 297 amino acids.
UUUCAGUUUUAAAUAAAUCCCAAAACCAAAAAUGGCGUUUAUCAAGUUAUGCAUAUUUGCUUUGGCUAUAGGUUGCACUGUGGCCCAACGUCCCGGCUUUAGAGCGGGUGCCGGUCAUCCACACUCCCAAAGGCAUUUACCCAAAAGACCCACCGAUCCACCACCAGUAGCAGAGGAUUACAAGCCCACCAAACAGUGUCCCGAGCCCAUUGGUUUCUUUCCCAGCGAUGAGCAAUGUGAUAAAUAUUAUGCUUGUGUUGAUGGUGUGGCGACUGAAAAAUUAUGCGCUGAUGGCAUGGUAUUUAACGAUUACAGUCCCAAUGAUGAGAAAUGCGAUUUGCCCUAUAAUAUCGAUUGCAGUAAGAGAUCAGAAUUGCAAACUCCCCAACCCUCUGAACAUUGUCCCCGUAAAAAUGGCUACUUCGGCCACGAGAAACCCGGCACUUGCGAUAAAUUCUACUACUGUGUUGAUGGUAAAUUCAAUAUGAUCACCUGCCCCUCAAGUCUGGUAUUCAAUCCCAAAACCGGCAUCUGCACCUGGCCCGAUGAGGUGGGCGUGAUUGGUUGCAAAUCCGAAGACAUAUUCGAAUUCCAGUGCCCCAAAGUAAAUGAAACCGAGGCAGCCACACAUCCCCGUUAUGCCGAUCCCGAUGAUUGCCAGUUCUUUUAUGUGUGUGUGAAUGGUGUGAUACCACGCAGAAAUGGCUGCAAAUUGGGUCAGGUGUUCGAUGAACAGAAGAAAUUGUGCGAGUGGUCUCGUAAUGUGCCAGAAUGUGCCGAUUGGUAUAAGGAUCGUUUGAGCGAUGCCGAAUUGGAAGAAUUGGAAAAUCCCAAGCCCAAAGCCAAGAAACCCACACGUGUACGCGGUCCUCAUAGACGUAAGAACGCUCCUGUGGUUGCUAAAGAGGAGGAGGAGGAAGAAUAAUAAUUUAUUUGUUGGAGUGUUGCAGCAAAGCUGCUGUUUGCAGCUUUUAAUUUAAAAUAAUAAAGUUUAGCUUUAGUUUUGCAAAAGAAUUGUGUGUUAAUUGUAAAUUUUUUAGAUGUUUUUGUUAAAUUUUUUGUAUAAACAAUUAUGUAUUUGAAUGAGAAGAAAAAUGAAGUAAAAACUAAAUUUUAUAAAAAAUAAAAAAAAA